AACUUUAACUCUAUUAGGUUGAAAAUUAUACAAUUGUUCGUUAUCACUCAUUGUAAUUCACUGGCGAGUCUUUAAAUCUAAAUAGAUUUUGUGAAGACGGGACACAGUGAUUUCCUUCACAGCAGCAGGGGAAUGCGCGCUCACGACGGCGAACGGAAACGCGCGCUCAAGAUCAGUGCAGUUUGCGCUCUACGCAUCCAUUCAUUUAACGCUUCAAACUAAACCCAAGGUAACAUCGCUUUUGAACCCGACCAGGAGAUAAUGAUUCAGGAAAAUAUCUGAUUUACGCAACUCAAUGUCAUAUGACAGAGUCAAAAUUAGUGCGAGGGAGUGAUGUGGACAAAGAAAGAUAAGAGUUUGCAGGAGACGGAAUGACACAAGGCUUUCCUACAGUGACCCCAUUUCUCCUGCUCUUCCUGAUGGGAUUUGCUAUGGCUGGUAUCCAUCUCUGGCCUUCAAUGCACAUUGCCUUGAGCAACGCCAGCGUGUUUGUGGAUUACAGCACCGACAACAACUUCACCGAUCACAAACUGGCUGUGUCAUUGAUUGACAUGGACAGGAAUGUUACAGUACUCACCAGGUCACUUCCCUUCAACCAAUCAGAAGGGUCACUGGAGUUCAACUGCUCGUACUUCCUGUACGCAGGUAAUUUCAGAUUCAGGCUGGAACAGAAACACAACCAGGUUAUCUCUAACCAGACCGCCAUCUGGUGGUGGAGCCCGGUUCUGCAUGUGCACUGGCCCACCUUUCACCUGGCUGUUGAUCGUGGCAACAACAACCAAAGCGCUGAUGGAUUCAGGAUUGGCGUGUACACUAAUGACCACUUCCAUCCUUGUCCUAAUGGCAAAGCCUCAUCUCUCUUUCUUGAUGUCAGCUAUCUGGAGCAAGGUAGAAACACCAUCGACAGGGUUCAAAACGAGAUAAGACACGACAUCAAAGUGGUUAGGUCCCAGCACGUGGACAUGGUUUGCGCUUUCCCACUUACAGAGCAUGGAUUCAUCCAGAUUUCCAUCAAAUCCCCCCACACCCAACAGGACAUCAAAUCAUCAGGUCCUCUUUAUCUGUCGAGCAUCUUCUCCUACAAGCUCCUUGUGGAUAACAUCUACAAAAGUGGCUGUGCGGGAACCGUGUCUGUCCGUCGAAUCGCUCCUCCCUGUACGGCCACCAAUGGAAAAGUUCUGGUGUAUAGGGAAGAGGGCAAAGAGAGGUCUUCUACUCAUAUGGCCUUUAACUUCCUCACUCAAGUGGAGAAUGAGACUGAGUUUAACUGCUCUCUCUUUGACACCGGCAGGAAUAAGUACUGCUUUCAUUUCACACUCGUCCACAGUCAAGCUCCCAGUUUAGCACAUUCUUGUGUUGUUGUGCAACGGCAUACAAAAAUGUGGGGUCCGUGGCAGCCCUGGAGUGCUUGCAGUGUGACGUGUGGUGAAGGGGUUCGAGAGCGUCUGCGUGAAUGUCUGCUGUCAUCUGGUGGUGGGAUGCAGUGCACCGGCAUGGUUCGAGAGCAGUCGCACUGUUCACUUGAGGACUGCAUGGAGGAGAUUCCACCUUCAUCCCUCACCCCUCCACCAGCCGUGAGCUCCCCCCUUGGUGGGAAUCUCGUGGUAGUCACUGGGAUCUCCUUGUGCCUGGCUGUGAUCCUGGCCACCAUCUUGAUUACCGUGUGGAGAAAACUCUGCCGUGCUCCAAAGUGCAGCUCCAUGCGACGUGGAUCUAUGCACUCCCCCAGUGGUCGGAAAAACUCAGAUGAAGCUUCCAUCUGUGGUCGCAGCAUGCAGAGACCCAGUUUUUCCGACAGUGUCCAAGCAGCUCCUCUACAAAAAGGACUCACCUUGCCUGCAAAGCAAGGACCGUCGGACCAGGGUGUCUUGGCUCGACAGCAGAGCAUAUCUCUUCCCCUUCCUCAAGACCCCGAGAGGAUGUCCCCUUCUGGCCAAAAGAUCGUUCCACCUGUUUUUGGAUACCGCUUGGCUCAACAGCAGCUCAAGGAGAUGAAGAUGAAGGGGUUGAAAGAGGCCACUCAAGUCUACCACGUGUCACAGAGUCCUGUGGAUGACACCAUGUUGGAGGCCACAGCUUCAAGCCCGGCUAGUCUAACUCCAGUGCCUCAGGAAGUUGACAGCCCAGAGGAAGCCAGCAGCAGCCAUUUCUGCCUAAAGUCUCCGUUUCUUGAACCCACGUGGCCUCCAAAACACACAGGAGCAUUCUCAGAGAGACACAAAGUGGACAUGUUGCUGAGUCAGACAAAGUCUGCCUUCAGCGCCAGCUCCCGUCGUCUUGAGCGCACAGCGGAUUGGGUGGAGAUGGUCGAGCGCAGCAGAGUAAACUACCCCCAGAAUCCAAAUUUCAGAAGAACGUCAAGCUUACAUGAAAGCAACCAACAGCAGGUUCCUCCAUCACGACCCUACAGAGAGAGAAGCAUGACCCAAGUGACUCCCCGGCAGCUUCCAGAGGGCAGUUGUCGAAACAGAACCUGGGAGCAUACGCUACCUGAGCUUGAGGUCUGGUCCUGCUCCAGCCCUACUGAUAGAUCGUGUGACCAAAGGAGGCGGCCAUGGGUGGACACGCCCCCCUCCCAGUCAAACUCCUUAAUGGUUCCUAAAUCAGUUCCGGUGACACCCACGAAAGAACCCCCGGUGGAUCGUCACAGGAUCGCUCGGAGCCCGUCUUCCGUCAUGGAAAGGGCAGAACAAAACUGGAGCAGAAGAGGUCCCUCUCCUAUCCAGAGGAACAUCCUAGCCAGGAAGCUACGGGAAGCGAAUUCAUCAACUUGCCAAAGACAACGCAGUUCCACGUUCUCUACCUCAGAGCAGCGCAGAGGGCGCUGUCGUAGCCUUCCUCUUUCUGCAGACUACAGUAGCUCCCCUUAUAGUCUCACAGAGUCUGAACAGCAAAUGAUGGACAUUUCUGGAUACUUGGGUGAGGAAGAUGGAGUCGAAGCUCUGAAUGUUCAUAGACUCAAAUAAUCGAAAUUUGAGGACGGUCCCUACACUCUGCCGAAGAAAAGUUUUCGACAUUAAAGGAGUAAAGCACUUAUUUAUAAUUUUACUCCAUGUGGACAUUCUUUCUGUCGGGUAUUAAAGUUAUUUGUAGCAUUACAAGGCAUAGUUUGCCUUCAAAAUGAAAAUUCUGUCAUCAUUUACUCACCCUGUUGCUAUUUUAAACCAGUGUGAUUUUCUUUCUUCUGCACAAAAGAUAUUUUUUAAAAAUGUUGGUAACAGAAAACCAUUGGUCCCCAUUGACUUCUAUUGUGUUGACCCAAAACCAAUGCAAGUCAUUUUGGAGCAAUGUUUUUUUUGUUACUAACAUUUUUCAAAAUAUCUUCUUUUGCGUUCUGGAGAAGAAAGUCAUACAGGUUUGAAAUGGCAAGAGAGAGUAACUGAUGACAGAAUUUUAAUUUUGAAGGUGAACUAUCACUAACGGAACAACCAUUUUUGAUUUCUGGUCGAUUUAAUACCAUGUGCCCAGGUUCAUGCAUUUAUAUUUUUAAUAUCAGUUUAAAAGGACACAUUUCAGACACAUUUCGUCGCUGUCAUUCCAAAUCCUUGUAUGUCCAAAUUUGCAGUUUUUCAGAAAAUGGAAAAAACAUUGUACUUUUUAAAUGAUUAAAUACUGUCUUGUCAGAAUUGACAAUCACUUUAAAU
Messenger RNA from Triplophysa rosa, 3644 nucleotides. Its product is annotated as thrombospondin type-1 domain-containing protein 1. Bases 372 to 2966 code for a protein of 864 amino acids. The transcript is spliced from 5 exons. The record is from RefSeq and is a predicted model, not a curated record. Lineage: Eukaryota; Metazoa; Chordata; Actinopteri; Cypriniformes; Nemacheilidae. Gene Ontology annotation, cellular component: cell periphery.